Molecule: messenger RNA, 300 nt
Organism: Glycine soja
Lineage: Eukaryota; Viridiplantae; Streptophyta; Magnoliopsida; Fabales; Fabaceae
Product: abscisic acid and environmental stress-inducible protein-like
Exons: 2
Coding region: 1-300 (99 amino acids)
Source: RefSeq, a predicted model, not a curated record
AUGAUCUCUAUCAUGAUUACUGUCGUUGUCAUUAACAUGAGCGUCGAUGUCACCGUCAACAGUAAUGACAGUGACAAUCAUGUUGAUGGCGAUGACAGUGGUCAUGGUAGCUAUUACCAUGGUGGUGGUGACGACGGUAACAACAAGAGUCAUGUUGGUGUUGGUGACAAUCAUGAUGAUAGUUGCAACAGAAAAGAAGGUCAUGAUAGUGGAGGUGGUGACAACGACAACGACAAUCAUGGUGGUGGCUAUAAUGGUGGUCAUGGUGGUGAUAAUGACAGUUAUGGUGAUGAUAAAUGA